GUCAGUGAGCGAAUUUUCAAUUUAUUUACGUAUUUAUUCCCAAAAUACUGGAUUAGAACACGGAUUUAUUCGUCGGAAUGACAUCUUUGCAGUUCAAAGAUGCUUUUUGGAGCGAAGAUUUCACAAGCUAUCCCGGCUACGAGGCCCUGACUCAGAGGUUGAAAGAUGGCCGACGUGCCUGCAGGGAUUUUGAGGAUCUCCUGAAGAUGAGGGCUCAAGCAGAGGAGCGCUAUGGCAAGGACCUGCUGACUAUAGCGCGGAAGGCAGGAGGUCAGACAGAGAUCUGUACGUUGAGAGCAUCAUUCGACCAACUCAAGGCCGAGAUAGAGAGCAUUGGCCAUUUGCACAUCCAGCUGUCCGGGAUGCUGAAGGAGGAACUGCAGAGGAUGGAAGAGUUCCGAGAACGACAUAAGGAACAGAGAAAGAAGUUUGAAGGAAUCCUAGAGAAAGUUCAGAAAUUGAAGGUGUCGUCAUAUAAGAAGACAAUGGAGUUCAAACGAUCCUACAAGCAGAGGUGCAAAGAGGCUGAUGAGGCGGAGCAAGCCGUGGAGAGGCUGGGGACCAUGGCAACAGCUACGCCCAAACAGACCGAAAAGGCGCAGGACAAAGCCAAGCUGUGCAGAGAGACGGCAAACGAAGCCGAGAAGCACUACAUGUCCAGUGUGGACCAAUUGGACAGUGUUCGUGAGGACUGGGAGACCACACACCGGAGCACCUGUGAGUUGUUCCAGCAGCAGGAGGAAGACCGCAUCAACAUUCUAAGAAAUGCCAUGUGGGUCCACUGCAACCACCUCUCCGUGCAGUGCGUCAAAGAUGACGAGUUAUACGACAAGGUGAGAAGCAGUCUUGAACAGUGUGACAUCGCCGCAGACAUCAACGGCUUCAUCGAGCUGAAGAAGACCGGGCUAAAUCCACCGGCACCCAUCGUCUUUGAGAAUUACUACGCCGGGGAUAAUCUCCCAGACAGCAACGGCAGCAUGCGAUUCGGAGGCGCAGGAGCGGUGAUUAAAAGGUUUUCAAAUCUAUUGCAAGGAUCCUGUUCCUCUGGCUCAAAGUUGAACAUCAGCAACUGCGCUGAACAGACUCCGCCACCUAGUGACUCCUGUGAGCAGAAAGACAGAGUGUACGCUUCCAUACCUGGCCUGCAGGGGGCAUCCGGAACUGAGGCACUAGAGGAUGAUGGAUAUGUAGCGCUAUACGACUACAUUGCACAAAACGAAGACGAGCUGUCCAUCUCCACGGGGGACGUCGUCACGGUGAUGGAUCAGAGCGAGGACGGGUGGUGGACCGUGCGGAAGGACGGACAGGCGGGACUGGUCCCUGGAUCGUACCUGGAAAGAGCCUGAUCCCUCUCAUACACGUGUGUGCGCACUUUUACAUGAGCAGACAUGCACAAACACAUAUACACACACAUGCUGUACAAACACAGACACGCACAUAUACUGUACGAACACACAUAUGUGCACAAACACACAUACAUACACAUAUACUGUACAAACACACAUACAGUGGGAGCAAUAAUUAUUUGAUCCCUUGCUGAUUUUGCAGGUUUGCCCACUUACAAAGAAUGGAACUGUGUAGAAUUUUAAUCAUAGGUACAUUUUAACAUUGAGAGACAGAAUAUCACAAAAUAAUCCACAAUAACAACACAAUAACAACAUGCAAUAUAAACAUAAAUUUAUCAAAUUUAUAUGAUGUUGUUAUUGUGGAUUAUUUUUGAUAUUCUGUCUCUCAAUGUUAAAAUGUACCUAUGAUUAAAAUUCUACACAGUAGAUAAUAUGGGCAUAUACUGUACAUACACACAUACAUGCUCAAACACACAGACAUGCACAUAUACUGUACACACGUACACAUGCACAAACACACAUACACGCACAUAUACUGUUCAUUCACAAGAACACACACAUAAAUAUAAAUAUAAAAUAUGGCAGAUUUGCAGGUAAAAUGACCAAACAGGAGUGGGAGAGGGGGGUAAGAUACGGGAGGAAGCCAGGAAAAACAGGAGUGUUGACAGACAUGACUGACAUACUCACGCACAUGCAUGAUGUCAGCAGAGACAGACAGGAAUCUCCUCCAUCCUGCGAUCCAGCCCUGGCCCCCCUAAGCCAGUCCGUCACCCGAUUCAGUUCCCCAGCACACCACGGCUCACCACACACAAAACAACUCAGUCAGAAAAGGCUAGCAAUUAUUUAUUUUAAAUAAUAAGCCAUCAAGUACACGUGUAAGUCGGUCUCUCAAUCUCAAACACAGGGACAAACUACACCGUGUUCCAAAUUAUUAUGCAAAUUGUAUUUAAGUGUCAUAAAGAUUACAUUUUUUGUUUUUCAAUUAAACUCAUGGAUGGUAUUGUGUCUCAAGGAUCUUUGGAUCACUGAAAUCAAUAUCAGACACCUGUGAUAAUUAGUUUGCCAGGUGAGCCCAAUUAAAGGAAAAACUACUUAAGAAGGGGACGUUCCACAUUAUUAAGCAGACCACCAUUUUCAAGCAAUAUGGGAAAGAAAAAGGAUCUCCCUGCUGCCGAAAAGCGUGAAAUAGUUGGACAAGGUAUGAAAACCUUAGAUAUUUCAUGAAAACUUAAGCGUGAUCAUCGUACUGUUAAGAGAUUUGUGGCUGAUUCAGAGCACACACGGGUUUAUGCAGAUAAAGUCACAAUGAGGAAGGUUUCUGCCAGACAAAAACAUUGGAUUAAUAGAGCAGCUGCUAAAAUGCCAUUACAAAGCAGCAAACAGGUAUUUGAAGCUGCUGGUGCCUCUGGAGUCCCGCAAACAUCAAGGUGUAGGAUCUUCCAGAGGCUUGCAGUUAUGCAUAAACCUUCUAUUCGGCCACCCCUAAGCAGAAACGGCUGCAGUGGGCCUAGAAAUACAUGAAGACUAAUUUUCGAACAGUCUUGUUCACUGAUGAGUGCCGUGCAACCCUGGAUGGUCCAGAUGGAUGGAGUAGUGGAUGGUUGGUGGACGGCCACCAUAUCCCAACAAGGCUGCGACGUCAGCAAGGAGGUGGCGGAGUCAUGUUUUGGGCCGGAAUCAUGGGGAGAGAGCUGGUCGGUCCCUUUAGGGUCCCUGACGGUGUGAAAAUGACCUCUGAAAAGAGGAACCGUGCUUUCCGUAACAAAAUCAUCUUCAUGCAUGACAAUGCACCAUCUCAUGCUGCAAGGAAUACCUCUGCAUCAUUGGCUGCUAUGGGCAUAAAAGGAGAGAAACUCAUGGUGUGGCCCCCAUCCUCCCCUGACCUCAACCCUAUUGAGAACCUUUGGAGCAUCCUCAAGCAAAAGAUCUGCAAGAAUUGUGAAGCUGCUGUCAAAUAAGGGGUCCUAUGUUAAAAUGUAACUGUUAAGAUGUUUUUUAUUGAAAUAGCUUUUGAUUUCGGUAAAUAUGACCUCCUAAUGCUGCAAAUUCAACAAAUGACCAUUUUCAGUUCUUUAAUCAUUUGGAACAGUGCAUUUUAAGUUUUUAAUUUUUGAAAAAAAUACUGUUAUCAUUGGGAGGUUUGUUCAAUAACAUUCGAAUUAUACCCUAACAGUUGAUGACUUGAAAAUUAUGCUGACUGUCAUUUGCAUCGACUAUUUAGGAAAAUCUGAGAAAAAUAUCAUUUGCAUAAUAAGUUGGAACACAGUGUAUACGUCUUCAUACUCAUUAUGCAGGUUUUGGUUGAGAAUGUUUCAACCUUACUGCACAGUACGGAGGGCUGGCUUCUUGCUGAUGUACAGAGAAGUACAGGCUCUAAUAUGCCCUUUCAUAUGUCCCUGCAUUUACAGUACAUUGGACCUUCAUAUGACACCAAGUUAUUAUUCCUUACCAGCUUAGAGGAUCAAAUGGUUUUUAUUUCCUCGUCUCUGGUCUGCCCUUGAAGGCACCAGCAGGAUCCGUUUCAGCAGUCUGCGUAAUCUUCAAACUGCCAUCUCCCACUUACGUAUUUCUAAAAUAAUUUUGUUUUGGAAAAUAAACUGAGGGAUGCUUUGUCCAGCAGCUUCUAAUGGUGUAAAAAUAAAUCUGUACUGUACCCAUGUAGCGAUGUACUCUAAUGCAUCCACCAGAUGGUGCUGCUAUGCUAUUUUUGUUACUUGUCCUCCACUCCCUAGGUCUAAGUUAAAAAAAAAAGUAAUGCUUUAAUAUAUAGAUACAUUUUUUGUGGUUCAAAUAAAAAUGUAAAUGUCUCAUUCUUGGAGACCCAAAUCAAAA
Messenger RNA from Conger conger (European conger), 4178 nucleotides. RefSeq names its product proline-serine-threonine phosphatase interacting protein 1a (gene pstpip1a). Bases 78 to 1346 code for a protein of 422 amino acids. Lineage: Eukaryota; Metazoa; Chordata; Actinopteri; Anguilliformes; Congridae. The record is from RefSeq and is a predicted model, not a curated record. Gene Ontology annotation, cellular component: actin filament; cytoplasm; plasma membrane. The transcript is spliced from 16 exons. Gene Ontology annotation, biological process: actin filament polymerization. Gene Ontology annotation, molecular function: actin filament binding.